UCAAAACCCCAAAACCCCUGCCAAGAUUGUCACGGUUGAAGAAGGAAAAACCCUACGGCAUUCCUAAGAGAAAAAUACUUCCCACAAGAGAAAAAGAAAAGGGAAAAUGAGCGGGGCUAUGCGUAAAAACGCUAGCAUCAUCCGGCUGUUACAGAAGCAACCAUUCACCGAUCUCACUGACCCGAUCAACAGAAUCCACCCGUUUCUCAGAAACCAAACGCAUGCCCAAACCAGAGAGUAUUUUCGGUUCCCAAAUGUUCUGAGAAAAGUGAAAGAAUAUGAGAUCUCCCCUUCUCUUUUUGCUUCUUCGUUUUCUUCUUCCUCCUCUUCCUCAACGAGGGUUGGGUUAGUUGGUUGGUAUUUGGGAAUGGUGAAGUCAUGGCCCGUUUUAACCAAGAGCGUUACUUCCUCGCUUAUAUAUGUAGCUGCUGAUUUGUCUUCUCAGACAAUUUCCAAGCCAUCUUCUGAACCUUAUGAUUUAGUGAGGACAUCACGUAUGGCUGGAUAUGGGAUGUUAAUUUUGGGACCAUCCCUGCAUUUUUGGUUCAACUUGAUGUCGAAACUCUUCCCAAAGCGAGAUUUGAUCACUACUUUUAAGAAAAUGGCCAUGGGGCAGCUACUUUAUGGGCCUGCCAUGACUGUUGUUUUCUUCUCCUUGAAUGCACGUCUACAAGGUGAAAGGAGUGGAGAAAUUGUUGCCCGGUUACAGCGUGACUUGGUCCCUACAAUGUUAAAUGGUGUCAUGUACUGGCCCUUUUGUGAUUUUAUCACCUUCAGAUUCAUCCCAGUUCCUUUGCAGCCACUGGUGAGUAAUUCAUUUUCAUACUUAUGGACUGUCUAUAUGACAUACAUGGCAAGUCUAGCGAAACCAGCCACAAUUACCAGCUGAUUGAUCUGGUGCUGUCAAUUCCCUUGUGUUCAAGAUCUGACUUUUUACAACGGACAGGAGAUCCGAUGAGAAUUUUGUGCUCACAGGAAUCUGGUCUUGAUAUAAUACUGGAAGCAUACUUAAAGCAAAAUUCAAGGGGAUGAAUCAAGUAUGACUCAUCAUGUUUUUGUUUUGAAAUUUUCUCUUUCCCCCGCUUCUCCCCAUCUUCUUCCCCCAUAGUUAUCGUUAUUCUUGAAAUGUGACGCAAAAAUCUAGUUAUAGGAAGGAUAUUAAAGCAUUCUUUGACACCAGUAUUUGCUGUUCUGUAUUCUCGAGUGUAUCAUCAUAUGAAAUUCUUUGCCCUGCAA
Theobroma umbraticum is the source of this 1236-nucleotide messenger RNA. RefSeq lists its product as uncharacterized. Gene Ontology annotation, cellular component: membrane; cytoplasm. NCBI's taxonomy places the organism in Eukaryota, Viridiplantae, Streptophyta, Magnoliopsida, Malvales, Malvaceae. The record is from RefSeq and is a predicted model, not a curated record.